Molecule: messenger RNA, 597 nt
Organism: Schistocerca serialis cubense
Lineage: Eukaryota; Metazoa; Arthropoda; Insecta; Orthoptera; Acrididae
Product: homeobox protein slou-like
Exons: 3
Coding region: 1-597 (198 amino acids)
Biological process (GO): cell differentiation; regulation of transcription by RNA polymerase II
Cellular component (GO): nucleus
Molecular function (GO): DNA-binding transcription factor activity, RNA polymerase II-specific; RNA polymerase II cis-regulatory region sequence-specific DNA binding
Source: RefSeq, a predicted model, not a curated record
AUGGCGACCGCCGCCGACACCGCCCGCCCGCAACCGACGCGCAAAGUGGCCGACGACGGAAAGGAGCUGACGGGGGACGAGGACGACUCCUGCGGCGUGCGGGAGGACCUCUGCAGCGACGCGUCCGACGACAAGAGCGCGGGAGGCGGGGGCGGCAGCGGCAAGCCACGGCGCGCGCGCACCGCCUUCACGUACGAGCAGCUGGUGGCGCUGGAGAACAAGUUCAAGACGACGCGCUACCUGUCGGUGUGCGAGCGCCUCAACCUGGCGCUCAGCCUGUCGCUGACGGAGACGCAGGUGAAGAUCUGGUUCCAGAACCGGCGCACCAAGUGGAAGAAGCAGAACCCGGGCAUGGACGUGAACUCGCCGACGGUCCCGCCGGCGGGGCCCGCCGUCGCCGGCCCGCCCUUCGGCGGCUCGCCCUACUCGCACCACCAGCACGGCGGCCUGCUGUACGCGCCCUACCCCUACUCCCUGCCGGGCGCCGGCGCCGCCGCAGCCGCCGCCGCCGCCGCCGCGCCGCCGCCGUCCCAGCCGUACGGCCACCCCUACUUCCACUCGCUGGCCGGCCACCACUCCCUGGGGCACUCCUCAUGA